AUGCACGCAGUCCAGAACACUUCCACUCGCGCUCUCCGCCGCGCUGCAGCCAAGGCGAAGCCUACGCUUACUCGUGGCGCACACAAGGAGAUUAAGUUCUCUAACGAGGGUCGCGCUGGUAUCCUCAACGGUGUUGACGUCCUUGCCAACGCUGUCUCUGUAACUCUCGGCCCGAAGGGUCGCAAUGUUAUCAUUGAGCAGUCGUUUGGUGGUCCCAAGAUUACCAAGGACGGUGUUACUGUCGCAAAGUCCAUCACGCUCAAGGACAAGUUUGAGAACCUUGGUGCUCGCCUUGUCCAGGACGUUGCGCAGAAGACGAACGAGAUUGCUGGUGACGGUACCACGACCGCGACCGUUCUCGCCCGCGCCAUCUACUCUGAGGGUGUGAAGAACGUCGCGGCAGGCUGCAACCCGAUGGACCUCCGUCGCGGCUCGCAGGCAGCCGUCGAACGUGUCGUCGAGUUCUUGUCCGCACAGGCCAAGACCAUUACCACGACGGCCGAGAUUGCGCAGGUCGCGACGAUCUCCGCGAACGGUGACGCUCACGUUGGCAACCUCAUUGCUCAGGCCAUGGAGAAGGUCGGCAAGGAGGGUGUCAUCACCGUCAAGGAGGGUCGUACCAUCGAGGACGAGAUUGAGAUCACCGAGGGCAUGCGCUUCGACCGUGGAUUCAUCUCGCCCUACUUCGUUACGGACGUCAAGACGCAGCGCGUCGAGUUCGAGAAGCCGCUCAUACUUCUCUCAGAGAAGAAGAUCAGCGCGCUCCAGGACAUUCUCCCGUCCCUCGAACAGGCUGCUCAGCAGCGUCGUCCGCUCCUCAUCAUUGCUGAGGACAUUGACGGCGAGGCCCUCGCGGCUUGCAUCCUCAACAAGCUUCGUGGCCAGCUUUCCGUUGCUGCUGUCAAGGCGCCCGGCUUCGGUGACAACCGCAAGAGCAUCCUUGGUGACCUUGCUAUCCUCACCGGCGGCACGGUCUUCACGGACGAGCUCGACAUCAAGCUCGACCGUGCUACCCCUGACCUUCUCGGCACGACCGGUAGCGUCACGAUCACGAAGGACGACACGAUCAUCCUCAACGGUGGAGGCAGCAAGGACUCCAUCCAGAGUCGCUGCGAGCAGAUUCGCUCACUCAUCGCGGAUCCCACGACCUCCGACUUUGACCGGACCAAGCUCCAGGAGCGUCUUGCUAAGCUCUCGGGCGGUGUUGCUGUCAUCAAGGUUGGCGGUAGCUCCGAGGUUGAAGUCGGCGAGAAGAAGGAUCGCUACGAUGACGCGCUCAACGCGACCCGUGCCGCCGUCGAGGAGGGUAUCCUUCCUGGCGGUGGAACUGCGCUCCUCAAGGCGUCUAUUGCCCUCACCAGCACGUCGCACGGCAAUCCCAACAGCACGACGAGCACCCCACACACGCCCAACCCGGAUGUCAAGCCCAUCCCGACCGCCAACUUCGACCAGGCCCUCGGUAUGAGCAUCAUCCAGCGUGCGCUCCAGCGCCCGACGCGCACCAUCCUGUCGAACGCUGGCGAGGAGAGCAGCGUCAUUGUCGGCACGCUUGCGAGCCAGUACGGUACCCCCGACAAGUUCGCAUGGGGAUACGACGCUAGCAAGGGCGAGUACGUCGACAUGAUCAAGGCCGGUAUCGUCGACCCGUUGAAGGUCGUCCGCACCGCGCUUGUCGACGCUGCCGGUGUUGCCAGCUUGCUCACCACGAGCGAGGCAUGCAUUGUUGAGGGCGAGGAGGACAAGCCCGCUGCGCCUAUGGGUGGCGGCAUGGGUGGUAUGGGCGGUAUGGGUGGCAUGGGCUUCUAA
Peniophora sp. CBMAI 1063 is the source of this 1806-nucleotide messenger RNA. The record is from the annotation of a GenBank genome assembly. Lineage: Eukaryota; Fungi; Basidiomycota; Agaricomycetes; Russulales; Peniophoraceae.